GACUGUUUGGUGCAAAGGAUUAGUCAUGGCUGAUCCAACUAUACAGACAUUCUGCUGUCACAAUCGGAUACGGUCUCCUCCGGCCGUUAAACUGAUGUCCGAGUUCAAUACCGACGGAUAUAUCGUGGUGUGCAUUAUUUCAUCAUGUCUCGGAAUUGCCGGUGCUAUCUACCAGAUCUGGAUACGCAACGAAGACAACCGCAGCCAGCAGGCUGGCAUCAUACGCCAAAGAUCUGGACUCGGCUCCGGCUACAGCACCGGACGCACCAUCAUCGUCUGGCUUGCGGUGGCCGAUCUGUGCGCUUCGCUAGGCGUAUUUCUCCGGUCGGCACUGUGGAAGUACAUAAAAAAUGUCAUUCCACCGGCCAGCGACCAUGACGAUACGACGAACGUGAUAUUCUGUGCCGUAUCGUCCGCUUGGAUUCAGUACUUUUACAUGUGCACCUGGCUGUGGACGCUGUGCUAUGCGAUCAACGUGCGGCGGUUACUUGGCGGAAGCAGCGUUUCGGUGCGAACGUACCAUUUGUGCGUGUGGAGUAUAUCGGCGGUGCUGACUGCAACUGGGCUGACGGUCCUGUACGUUCCGGAUGCAGACUGUCAUAACGUGCAAGACAUGGGAACUGCCUAUCUUCGUAUACUGCCUAAUUAUCUCACCACUUACGGACCGAUGGUAGCCGUGAUGGUGGCCAAUCCGCUGCUCUACUUCACUGCGGCCAAGGAUGUGGACCGGCAGCUGGUUGCGCGGUUCAGUCAGAUGACUUCGACCGAGCGUGAUCUCAUGACGAAGUUCAAGAUAAAGUUCUCUCUAAUCAAUUUCGUAUUCUACAUCUGUUGGUUGCCAAAUCUGAUAAAUGGAGUCAUCCUGUGGACCAUGUGGUCCUCUUUGCCAUUUCGCACCAUCGUCGUGGUGUGGUAUGUUAUGGCCAUAACGAAUCCCCUGCAGGCGUUUCUUAAUACGCUCGUCUACCAGAGGUGGAAUUGCAUUUGGCCUUGGAGGAGGGGCGAUGCAAAUAGUCCGGGGAAGCGUCGAAGUGGAUAUCGUUAUGCGCUCUCCGAAGGUACCCCGCUGCUACAAUCGCAAGUAUUUAAAAGUCAAAUUCCCUCUACUUCAUCCGCACAUCAGCGGGAGCUGCCGACGGAUAUUAUUCCAAAGCCGACGCUUAGUGUUAAUACGUGCACAAUGGUAUGAUGGUAGGCCGAUUUGAAGUCAGUUGUAAGUUAUCGAACAAAUUAGAAUUAAUUUGAAUCGGCUUUCGAGUAUUUGUGCUGCCUUAUGACAACUUUUAGUAUAGAAAUUUUCUUUUAAUGCUCUUUGAAAUAAAGCGAUGUAGU
Sabethes cyaneus is the source of this 1332-nucleotide messenger RNA. Its product is annotated as G-protein coupled receptor 143-like. The record is from RefSeq and is a predicted model, not a curated record. Gene Ontology annotation, cellular component: plasma membrane; melanosome membrane. Gene Ontology annotation, molecular function: dopamine binding; L-tyrosine binding; L-DOPA receptor activity. The transcript is spliced from 4 exons. Lineage: Eukaryota; Metazoa; Arthropoda; Insecta; Diptera; Culicidae. Gene Ontology annotation, biological process: melanosome organization; G protein-coupled receptor signaling pathway; regulation of calcium-mediated signaling. Bases 26 to 1189 code for a protein of 387 amino acids.